Molecule: messenger RNA, 159 nt
Organism: Funneliformis geosporum
Lineage: Eukaryota; Fungi; Glomeromycota; Glomeromycetes; Glomerales; Glomeraceae
Source: the annotation of a GenBank genome assembly
AUGGCUAACAAAUACAAAAUAUCAUCACGACGGGUAUAUCAAAUAUGGAGAGGAGUCCACCCAGAAAUAGAUCCUAAAAACAUAAAUCCAUUUUCGGAAGAACCUGGUUCGCCUCAGCAAGCAGACAUUGUGGAAUGCAAUGUUAUUUCUGGAAGUAAG